AUGACACCAAGAACACCCAGAAAGCAUCGAUCAUAUCCUCACCAACGUCCGAUCAGAUGUACCCACCCCCAGUGCGGCAAGUACGGCCACACCACGAGCCAGUGCUGGGUCGCCCACCCGAAACUCCGACCCUAUGGUGCGACUAAUCGAGGUAGUUGUGGGCUCGGUCGAGGAUGGGACGAUCUUCCCAGUGAACCGAACGACGUUGCAUAUGGUACUCCGAGCUGGGACCACGACUGGUCUGGUGACAGGAGUGCAUCCUCCCCACGCUCCCAGUCCCCCUUAUAUGUCCCAUUCCCGUUCCUCAAAUUGCCCCAGGAACUCCAGGACAAGGUCUACGAGUUCGUUUACGAGGAACGGCACGGUGUGGUGGUCUUUAUGAGUCCGCGUUUGGAAACGUUUGAAGGAGGCCACGACUACGGCGGUCUCGGACUCGUCUGCAAAAAGAUGCGCGCAGAUUCCCGACAGGCGCAAAGACGGUCAUUUAACGGUCGGAUGAGGGUCGUCUGGGACGAGGAGAACUAUGAUCGCGCGUUCUCCAAGAUCUGCGCACCGACCUGGUCGUCGCUGAGAUAUCGGAUCACAGAGCUCGAUAUCAGCGGCCUGUCGGGUCGGACUGUGGAUAGCGGGUUCGACACGGUCCGCAGGAUGAUCCUGAUGUAUUUCCCGUGCCUCAGGCAGAUCAACAUCUGCUACAACGCGUACCGGUACAAGUUCGUGGAGCGAGACAACCCAUACCUCCUGACGCCCGAGUGGCUGAGAGUCAACGAGGAGACAUACCCGAAUGCAUUUGCCGCGGGUGAAAUGGAUAACGAGUUCGCAUACCCCGCCGACGUGUUGGGUGUUUACGAGCUGGUGCGCUUGACGCAGCUGGCUCCGCAGCCCUGUAACAUCUUCCUGACGACCAACGUGAGAUGGCUGAAUGGUCGAGGAUGCCGCGAGUUGUCGCAGCACGUCAAGUUCCUCGUCACGGCGAAUCAGCUGGAAGCUGUCGAGAGAGGUUCUGCUAUUGGUAUAUGA
Fonsecaea nubica is the source of this 1020-nucleotide messenger RNA. RefSeq lists its product as hypothetical. The transcript is spliced from 3 exons. The record is from RefSeq and is a predicted model, not a curated record. The coding region runs from base 1 to 1020 and encodes 339 amino acids. Lineage: Eukaryota; Fungi; Ascomycota; Eurotiomycetes; Chaetothyriales; Herpotrichiellaceae.